Messenger RNA from Trichomonas vaginalis G3, 531 nucleotides. RefSeq names its product phage tail repeat-like family. Bases 1 to 531 code for a protein of 176 amino acids. The record is from RefSeq and is a predicted model, not a curated record. The transcript has a single exon. Lineage: Eukaryota; Parabasalia; Trichomonadida; Trichomonadidae.
AUGGAUGAUGAAAAUAAAGUUAAAUUCACUGCUCAAGAUUUAUAUGAUAAGAAAGCUGACAAAACAGAGCUUCAAACAUUAAAGACAGAAAUACUUCAAACAUUAUAUCCUGUUGGUUCUAUUUAUACGUCAAUGAACUCAACAAAUCCAUCAACAGUUUUAGGUUUUGGUACGUGGAAGCAGAUUGUAGAUAAAUUCUUAUACUGUGCUAGAUAUUCAAAGCAAACAGGAGGUUCGAAGAAAAUUAAAGAAGCAAACCUUCCACCGCACACUCAUACAGGAACUACAAACACAACAGGAAAUCAUUCACAUUCAAUAACAAAAAGAGGUUAUAUAAAUCUUGCAGCGGGUUUGGAUAGAUGGGGAAUGAAUAGAUAUGAUAUCACAACUGACCCAGUAGAUUCAAGCACAGGUAUUUUCUGUGGAACCACAGGUAAUCAUUCACACACUUUCACAACAAAUCCAACAGGCUCUGGUAAAGAUUACAUGCCACCAUUUGUGACUGUAUUCGCAUGGUACCGAGUUCAUUGA